CUCCUCCUAAUAGAGACGAGAGGCCAUCUUGCAAGAGCUCGCGGAGCUAGCGCGAUGAUGAGCAACCCUGACCCGCGAGCCGAGCCGAGCCACGACACCGAGGCGGCAAGCCGAACCGACGCCGGGCCCACUCGAGAGCGCAAGGCGGGAGGGGGUGUUCUCAAGCGGCUCAAAUCGAAGCGGAAUCCGACGAACGACGGAGGCGACCGACGUGUGGUAACGGAAGAUGAGCUAAGGGCGCUGGAUCGAGACAUCACACCCGAGGAGGUGCUGGCUCUCCGGACCGUCACUCGCGAUUACUUGUGUAAACCAGAAGACAAUGUGUAUAACAUAGACUUCACAAGGUUCAAGAUACGGGACUUGGAAACGGGCACUGUUCUGUUUGAGAUUGCCAAACCACCAUGCUCGGAUCCUGAUGAAGAGGAGGAUGAGGAGAAUGGUGAUCUUGAUUCCAGUGCUGGGAGGUUUGUCCGCUAUCAGUUCACUCCAGCUUUUCUUCGGCUGCGAACUGUUGGAGCCACAGUGGAGUUUACAGUUGGAGACCGACCUGUUAAUAACUUCCGGAUGAUUGAGCGCCAUUACUUUAGGGACCGACUGCUUAAAAGUUUUGAUUUUGACUUUGGAUUCUGCAUCCCCAACAGCCGCAACACCUGCGAACACAUAUACGAAUUCCCACAACUGCCAGAGGACCUCAUUCACCAGAUGGUGGAACAUCCAUAUGAAACUAGAUCAGACAGCUUCUACUUUGUGGACAACAAGCUGGUGAUGCAUAAUAAGGCUGACUAUGCCUACAAUGGAGGGCAAUAGGCUGGCAGCAAGGACAAGUACCUCUUGGGGUGGCCUAUGCCUUACAGACAGAAGCUCCCUUUGCUUCUGCCCAAGAUGAAUCCAGCAAGUUACCAGCCUGGCCCAUAUUCCACAUUCCACAUUUUCUUUACAUCGGCCUCGAGUACAUUUUUGAUCCUGCAACUGCAAAGAGCCACAUGCAAAUGAAACAUAACCACCACUCUGUAGACCUUCCAGGCUCUGGAUACGAAUGGCAUGAAUGUGUGGAGCAUUUAAUGGCACUCCUAUGCACAUUACUCUCAUUUUGUUAAUGCUGCAGUUUUGUGUUAUCAAGGAAGGAGGCCAAGUACUAUCUUGGACAACCAGAAAAAGGCCAAGAAGAUAGAUGGCUAUCUCUGAAGCUGACAGUAUGGAUGUUACUUACUUUGACUUUUUUUGGAAACCUUUUAGGUGGGACAAGGAAACCAUAUGGUAUGUAGGGUUGAAGCAUAUACUAGGAUAUCAUGCACUGCCAUAAGGAUCAGAAUAAAACGGCAAGUCCACUUUGCUAUGAUGCUUUCCCCCAGUAGGGGUGAAUGUUUGUUUGUGUGCAUCCGUGUGUGCUUGCAACCAGUUUGAUCAGAGUUGGGCUUUGGUGGUUUUGGUGUUUUUUUUUCUUCU
Messenger RNA from Polypterus senegalus (gray bichir), 1446 nucleotides. RefSeq names its product unc-119 homolog 1 (gene unc119b). Gene Ontology annotation, molecular function: lipid binding. The record is from RefSeq and is a predicted model, not a curated record. Lineage: Eukaryota; Metazoa; Chordata; Cladistia; Polypteriformes; Polypteridae. The transcript is spliced from 5 exons. Gene Ontology annotation, biological process: nervous system development; cilium assembly; lipoprotein transport. The coding region runs from base 55 to 807 and encodes 250 amino acids. Gene Ontology annotation, cellular component: cilium.